GGGGAACCGCAGGGCCUCAGUUGCCAGGAGGCUGGUAGUAUCUGUCAGCUGUUUGCACACUAUUUCCCCAUAGGGGAUCUAUUACAAGUGCUCAAAUGAACCGGCAGCUUAGAAACUAGCAGCUUCCUGGGAGCUGCAAUUAUAUAAGCAUAUACUUUGGAUAUACUGAUAAUUAAAAAACAAGUCGCAGCGGUAUGCCUGGAUCAGCUACAGCUCUCCGACAAGAGAGACUGAAGAAGACCCAUGCAAGGCCAGUCCCCCUUGGUUUAUUCACCAUUAAUGAGGAAGAUGAGCAGCAGAAGAAUGGACAUUCCAGAAGACCAAAAGCACCUGAUGGCAACAAAGUACAAGAUAAGAAAAUCGCUGCGUCCCACCGGCCUGCCACUUCUAUUUCAGGACAAAAUAGCAACCACUCAGGAAGUAAACCAGACCCGCCACCUGUGCUGCGUGUUGAUGACCGGCAGAGGCUCGCGAGGGAGCGGCGUGAGGAGCGGGAGAAGCAGCUAGCUGCUAGAGAAAUCGUCUGGUUAGAGAGAAAAGAGCGGGCCAGGCAACACUACGAGAAGCACCUGGAGGAGCGGAAGAAGAAGCUAGAAGAGCAGAGGCUGAAGGAGGAACGGAGGAGGGCUGCCGUGGAGGAGAAGCGACGGCAGAGGCUCGAGGAGGACAAGGAACGUCAUGAAGCUGUUGUGCGACGUACAAUGGAGAGGAGCCAGAAGCCAAAACAGAAACAAAACCGGUGGUCAUGGGGAGGUGUUCUCCAUGGGAGCCCAAGCAUCCACAACACAGGUGGUUUUGUUGAAUCAUCAUUCACCUUUCUCGAUUUAGCAGGCCUGGACCACCACUUCACAACUUUUGGUGGUACUAGAAAACCUGAUCCAGACAGGCGGUCAGUUUCCACCAUGAAUCUUUCGAAACAUGUUGAUCCCGUCAUUAGCAAGCGGCUCUCCUCUUCAUCUGCAACUUUACUAAAUUCUCCAGAUAGAGCUCGCCGCCUGCAGCUCAGCCCGUGGGAGAGCAGCGUGGUUAACAGACUGCUGACGCCCACACAUGCGUUCCUGGCCAGAAGUAAAAGCACAGCGGCCUUGUCUGGAGAUUCAGUUAUCCCCAUUUGUCCUCGUUCAGCAUCUUGCAGCCCCAUCAACAUCACGCCCUACAGAGCUGCACACUCUAGAAAUCCACUGGAGCGACCAAAAUUCUUUGUAACACCACCCGAGGGCUGCGCGCGGAGGAGGACUGUUCACGGCACAGCGGGCUAUAAAAGAGAGAAGGAGAGAGAAAAUGUGCCCUUCCACCUCACAUCCGGCAGCCAAAGGUCUCUGUCUCCAUCUCAUCCCAAAGCCAGAUCACCAGCUUCCUCCCGACUUUGGCUCCCAUCCAAGUCUUUUCCCCAUCUGCCUGGCACCCCCAGACCAGCACCCUCCACACCUCCUGGACCAGUCAAAGCUGCCCCUGCUCAGCUCCGGCCCCCCUCCCCCGGCAACAUCCGCCCUGUCAAGAGAGAAGUCAGAGUGGAAUCUGAGAGAAAAGACCCUGAGAAGGAGCCUCAGAAAGUUACCAGUGAGCCCUCACUAAAGGGCAGAACACCUUUGGUGAAAGUAGAAGAGUCCACAGUUGAAGAGGGGACACCAGACGAAACCGAGUCUGCCCCUGCUGCUCCAGCGGCAGCCUCAGCCCCAGCUCCGGCCCCAGGCUCUACCCCAGCCCCGACACCAGCCCCGUCACCCACCCUGACUGCCGGUGCUUCUCCAAAGACCUCUGCGGGCACCACCGACCCAGAAGAGGCCACAAGGCUGCUGGCUGAGAAGAGGCGGCUGGCCCGAGAGCAGAGAGAGAAGGAGGAGAGAGAGAAGAGGGAGAAGGAAGAACUCGAAAGACAAAAGCGAGAAGAAUUGGCCCAGAAGGUAGCUGAAGAGAGAAGCCGCCGAGAGGAGGAGGCCCGCCAGCUGGAAGCCGAGCUAGCCCGGGAGCGGGAAGAGCAGCUGCGGCGGCAGGAGGAGGAGCGGGCCCGGCGCGAGCAGGAGGAGAUGGAGCGCAUCCGGAAACAGAAGGAAGAAGAAGCUCGUGUUCGGGAAGAAGCCGAGAGGGUCCGGCAGGAGCGGGAGAAGCAUUUCCAGAGAGAAGAGCAAGAGCGCCUGGAGAGGAAGAAGCGACUUGAGGAGAUUAUGAAAAGAACCAGAAGAACAGAAGCUUCAGAUAAGAAAACUGUUGAUCAGAGAAAUGGAGAUAUAACCAAGGGAACUCCCACUGGAGGAACAGCAGUAUCUACACUUCCAAAUAUGACAAACUUUCCAGGAUCGGAGGAACCAGAGGCCGGCACCCAUGUGGUUACCUCUCACCAAUCAAAAGUGACUGUGGACAGUACUCCCAGUUUAGAAAAACAACCAAGUGAAAAUGGAAUAUCAGUUCAGAAUGAAAAUUUUGAAGAAAUUAUAAACUUACCCAUUGGAUCUAAACCAUCCAGACUAGAUGUCACCAACAGUGAGAAUCCAGAUAUUCCUUUGAAUCCAAUUUUGGCCUUUGACGAUGAAGGGACACUUGGACCCCUGCCUCAGGUAGAUGGUGUUCAGACACAACAGACAGCAGAAGUUAUAUGAGCAUUUCUUCUGAAGAACCAAAGCAGAAAUUUAAAAAGAAUUUCUACAGUUAAUGGAAUUCCUUCCAUGCUGCAAAGGAGCAUCUUCCCUUCCUCCAGUUUUCUAAAGAUUUCUUGACCAUCAUUUUGAAAAGAUUUUAUUAAAACUAGCUAAAGACAACAGACUGAAAAGCUUUUCUAAUAAUUUUCGCCAGUAGAGAAAAAAAAAAUGCUCCUUGUUCUUCAGUACUUUAAAAUGGCUUUUUCCAGUGUGCUCCUUCUUAGGAAAUCAAUAUUUUUCUGCAUUCUUUAAAAGAUGAGACCAUUUGGCUAUCAAAAAUAGGCUGAGUAGGCAUGAUUUUUCACAUAGAUAUUUUGGUCUUUAAAUGCUAACAUAUAAAAUUCACACAGAAAUUUUUACCUUUUACAAUAUAAUACUUGAAAAUAUAAGUACCUCUUGGUUCCACAGUAGAGUCAAUAGGAGAGGUGUUUAAAUUAAGCCUGUUUGUUAAAAUAUUAUUGCAAAGAGCUCUAUUUGUAGAGGCAGAUUACCAGGUUCCUGUAAAUGCAACUUGUACAUGGACAUUCUGCAAACCCCGCUGUCCCAUUCUUCUUGCAUCUUUUUGCUAAAGCGUACUCAAGUUUUAAAAUGUGAAAAAAUUAUUUUUUCUAGAGCAAGAAAAUAAUUUACUGUCCUCUUAAAUAAUGUAUUUAUAAAGUUUUUUCAGAGAAACUAAUCAAAUAAAUUAGAACAAUGUGAUAACAUUGCAGAUUUGAUUUAUGAGAUGCAUUCCUUAUAUUACCGUGAGAGAAUGUUGCUGAUAAUUCAGGGCUAUUUCUGAAGUCUGUUUAUUGCUGCUGUCCCCAGUGAUGGUGGGACUUAUCUUUGCCUUACCGGAUCUCAAAUUAUGUGCGAGGGAAUAAAGAUUUACUAUUUCUUUAAAUUAAAAAAAAAAAAAAAGAAUUUGGUUUUGCUCGUUUAAGAGCAAUGAAAAAAAUGAUGGAAUGUUGACUGUGUUUGGCACCCAGGACACUGCAGGACACCUUCGUGAAGGUCCUUGUUCCGGGUGACAUCCAUCAGCUUUCACCCUUCACUUCCGCUGCUGAGCUUGGCUGUACAAACUUGCACUUUCAUUUGAUGAUAUAAAUUCAAUUUUAUUUUACCAUUUGGGAGACUGUUAGUAACUAAAUACUGAAGGAGAGAGAACAUUGCGGAAACACAUGUUUUAUUAUGGAGUAUUUUUAAAAAAUGAUAAACUUCUGCCACUAGAGUGUUUUUUUAUUAAAAGAGGGGUUGGUUAAUUAGAUUGAAUGAGGGGCUGUUCAUUUAUUGGAUUGUUUCCUUAAAAUCCCAACAUACCAUCUUUAGUAACAGCUGUAAUUUGUUAAAACAUUAAUUUGGGGGUUUUCCCUGUUCUCAGUUGUCCAUGUACACAUAGUCAUAUUAAAAGAAAAUCUGUUCCAACUGGG
Messenger RNA from Bubalus bubalis (water buffalo), 4045 nucleotides. RefSeq names its product microtubule associated protein 7 (gene MAP7). Gene Ontology annotation, biological process: microtubule cytoskeleton organization. The transcript has 19 exons. NCBI's taxonomy places the organism in Eukaryota, Metazoa, Chordata, Mammalia, Artiodactyla, Bovidae. Gene Ontology annotation, cellular component: microtubule cytoskeleton. Bases 195 to 2597 code for a protein of 800 amino acids. The record is from RefSeq and is a predicted model, not a curated record.